AUGUUUCACCAAAUUCGUAUCAGACCUGAAGAUCGACACGCACAGCGUUUUUUGUGGCGGGAAGAUACAACCAAGAAACCGGAUGUUUUUCUUAUGGAUGUGGCAACAUUUGGCUCUAGUUGUUCACCGUGCAGCGCGCAAUAUAUCAAAAAUAAAAACGCUGAAGAAUACGCGGCUGAGUUUCCACGCGCUGCAGAGGCCGUGGUGAAGUGUCAUUACGUGGACGACUUGUUGGAUAGUUUUGACACCGAAGAAGAAGCCAUGCAAGUGGCAGCUGAAGUUAAACUUAUACAUAGCAGAGGCGGGUUUGACAUACGUGGUUGGCGUUCCAACUCUCCAGCAGUACUGCGACAUUUGGGAGAAACAGUUGUUCCGGCGGUUAAAAAUCUGGACUUAGAAAAGGGAGACGGCGCUGAAAGAGUACUCGGCAUGCUGUGGCUACCUACCGAAGACGAAUUGGCUUUCUCAACUCAAAUGCAGCAAGAUAUUUCAGAAAUUAUUGGCGAGGGCCGUCGACCAACCAAGCGACAGGUAUUACGAUGCGUUAUGUCAUUAUUCGACCCUCUUGGUUUGUUGGCUACAUACAUAAUUCACGGCAAGAUUUUAAUGCAAACGAUAUGGCGUUGCGGAACAGGCUGGGACCAAGAAAUUGGAGAUGAGGCAUUUGACUUAUGGAGAAAGUGGACCGACAAUUUAUGCCAUAUCGAUAAUAUUCGGCUUCCUCGAUGCUUCAUUGGCCGAACUCCUUCAGGAUCGAUACGCUCUAUUCAACUUCACACAUUCGUGGAUGCAAGCGAGGAGGCCCACAGCGCUGCUGCAUAUUACCGAAUAAUAUUUGCUGAUGGAACUAUAUCUUGUGUCUUGAUAUCGGCGAAAGCGAAAGUUGCACCUCUUAAACCACUAUCCAUACCUCGUCUAGAAUUAAGGGCAGCCGUUCUCGGUGCUCGGCUAGCAAGUUUCGUGGGUGAUAAUCACACUUACGCAAUCGACAAAAGAAUAUUCUGGUCGGAUUCUAGUACAGUACUAGCCUGGAUCCGGUCAGACGCUCGCAGAUAUCGGCAAUACGUCUCUUGUCGAAUUGGUGAAAUACUCACGCUUACCGAAACUCAGGAGUGGAAAUGGGUACCGACGAAAAUGAACACUGCUGAUGAAGCCACAAAGUGGGGUCAUGGCCCCUGUUUGUCGCCGGAAAAAGAAAGGUUUCGCGGACCAACAUUUCUGCAGUACCCAGAACAGCAAUGGCCAAUCCAAAAAAGCAACGUUAAAUUCGAGACGGUAGAAGAAUUGCGAUCAUGUUUUGUGCACAAAGUAAUUAUACGCAAGCCAAUAAUAAAAUUCGAACGAUUCUCUCGGUGGGUGCGGCUUGUUCGGUCGGUUGCAUACGUGUGGAGAUUUAUAAAUAACGCUUGUACCACGAAGCAGCACCGGAAUCAAGGGUUGUUGAGCACCCAGGAACUUCAGAAGGCUGAAAACACACUGUGGAGCAUUUGUCAAAAUGAAUCAUUUCCUGAUGAAAUAGCACAGUUGAAGGCAGGCGAUAGCGGGGUGGAGAAAGCAUCCUCGAUAUACAAGCUUUCCCCUUACCUGGAUGAGCACGGUAUCCUGAGAGUGGACGGAAGAAUAGGCGCAGCUGCAAAUACCGAAUUCGACACGAAAUUUCCCAUAAUUUUAUCGAAGACACACAGGUUGACAAACCUACUGUUAGACAAUUAUCAUCGAGAAAACCACCAUGCAAACUUUGAGACCACCGUCAAUGAGGUAAGACAAAAAUUUUAUAUUCCCCACCUUCGGGCAGCUGUACGAAAAACGGCUCGGUUAUGCCAAUGGUGUAAAAUCUACAAAUCACAACCAACAACUCCGAGGAUGGCUCCCCUACCAGCUGCCAGGCUGGCCUUCUUCGAACGUCCUUUUUCUCACGUCGGGGUGGAUUGUUCUGGUCCAGUGACGGCCAAAAUCGGACGUAGUCACGCUAAGCGUUGGGUGGCACUGUUCACAUGCCUGACGAUCAGAGCAGUGCACCUCGAAAUAGCGUAUAGUUUAAGCACAGAUAGUUGCAUUUCAUGUUUUUGUCGCUUCGUCGGUCGUCGUGGAGCUCCUCUCGAAGUCUAUAGCGACAACGGUACCAACUUUGUAGGAGCGGAAAGGGUACUUAUGCGGCAAAUCAAAAGUGACAUGGCGGAGGCGUUUACAAAUGCUAAUACAAAGUGGCUUUCCAACCCUCCUUCGGCCCCACACAUGGGCGGAGUUUGGGAAAGGAUGAUGCGAUCCGUUAAGGCAGCGAUCGAGAGUAUAGAUACGGGAAGAAAGUUAAAUGAUGAAGGGUUUUUGACAUUGUUAAUUGAAGCAGAGAGUAUAGUAAAUUCUAGGCCACUGACCUAUCCACCCUUGGAAACAACUGAGCAGGAGGCCCUCACGCCGAAUCAUUUUUUACUUGGCAGCUCCAAGGGAGUGAAGCAGCCAGCAGUUAGGUUUGUAAAUCAACAAGAUGCAUCUUUGAACAGCUGGAAUCAGAUUCGCCAUCAGCUCGACAUUUUCUGGCAUCGAUGGCUGAAAGAGUAUCUCCCAACGAUCUGUAGACGAACAAGAUGGUUCGGCGAUACCAAACCCAUUGAAGUAGGGGAUCUAGUUCUUGUUGCGGAUAGUGCUAAAAGGAACAAUUGGAUACGAGGUCUUAUAUCUGCGAUACCGUUAAGUUCAGAUGGCAAAGCGCGACAGGCCACAGUCCAGACGAGCACAGGAUUUCUCAGAAGACCAGUAAGCAAGCUAGCACUUUUAGACGUCAAAUCUCAAGGUAAAACUGCUUCGGUCACGCAGUGUUACGGGGGCGGGAAUGUUGCCGCAGCUUCUGGCAACGCUGAGCCCGUCGCUAUCGGAAAUUAA
Molecule: messenger RNA, 2880 nt
Organism: Wyeomyia smithii (pitcher-plant mosquito)
Lineage: Eukaryota; Metazoa; Arthropoda; Insecta; Diptera; Culicidae
Exons: 1
Coding region: 1-2880 (959 amino acids)
Biological process (GO): DNA integration
Molecular function (GO): nucleic acid binding
Source: RefSeq, a predicted model, not a curated record